This is a messenger RNA of Populus nigra (black poplar), 1791 nucleotides long. RefSeq lists its product as uncharacterized. Bases 248 to 1531 code for a protein of 427 amino acids. The record is from RefSeq and is a predicted model, not a curated record. NCBI's taxonomy places the organism in Eukaryota, Viridiplantae, Streptophyta, Magnoliopsida, Malpighiales, Salicaceae. The transcript has 3 exons.
GGAAGGGCGUGCAAACACGACAUCGACAAAGAGUACCACGUUAGUAGUGGCCAAUGGUCGGUUGGUAAUGUUCACUAGCUGCACAAACACACGUACACUCCCCCUUCCAUCUCUCUUUCAAUCCAAGUCUUCCUCUCUUUAGUACUCGACAAACUCUAAAGCUAAAGCAAAACCCCAUUACUCUCUCAAUCUUUCGAAGCCAAAACAAAUCAAAGACCACCACUACUACUCUAUCUUUCUCUCCGAUAUGAGGAAACUUUGUCCAAAUUUUGAUCGUGAAGAUGGGCUCGAGACAGUUCUCGAGGUUCCAAUCCCUGAAGAAAUGUUUGCUUCAAACAAGCAUAGUAAUAGGUCAUGGCAAAACAUGAAAGCCUGGAUGAGACCACACAGCGAAAGGUCCAUGACAACUCUUUUUGGAGGCAAAAACACUGAGAUUCAACUCUUGCUUGGUGUUGUUGGUGCUCCUUUGAUCCCUCUUCAAAUCCGUUGUGAUCACCAGCUCAGCAACUGUAACAUCAAAGACCAGCCUAUUGAGGCAUCCAUGGCAAAAUACAUAGUGCAACAAUACAUAGCAGCAGUGGGAGGAGAGAGGGCUCUGAAUUCUGUGGACAGCAUGUAUGCCAUGGGGAAAGUUAAAAUGGAAGCAUCAGAAUUUUGUGCAGGUGAAGGGAGCUUGAACAGCAAUAAGGUGCUGAGAGUGAAGAAUCAGAAUCAUGGAGGUGGAGAAAUGGGAGGGUUUGUUCUAUGGCAAAAAAGGCCUGAUUUGUGGUGCUUGGAAUUAGUGGUCUCUGGGUGCAAAAUUAGUGCUGGCAGCGACGGUAAGGUUGCUUGGAGGCAAACCCCAUGGCACCACUCUCAUGCAUCUAGAGGCCCACCUAGGCCUCUCAGACGUUUUCUCCAGGGUCUUGAUCCAAAGUCUACAGCCAACUUAUUCUCCAAUUCUGUUUGCACUGGCGAGAAAGCAAUCAACAAUGAAGACUGUUUCGUGCUAAAACUUGAAGCUGAACCCUCUUCACUAAGAGCAAGAAGCAGUAGCAAUGUAGAAAUAAUUAGACACACGUUAUGGGGCUACUUCAGCCAACGAACGGGUCUGUUGGUCCAAUUAGAAGACUCUCACCUUCUAAGGAUUAAAGCUUCAGGCAAUGACAGCAUUUUUUGGGAGACCACAAUGGAGUCAACAAUUCAAGACUACCGAACCAUAGAUGGGAUUAACAUAGCAUAUAAGGGUAGGACUUCGGUCUCAUUGUUCAGGUUCGGUGAGACCUCCGAGAGUCAUUCAAGGACAAGAAUGGAGGAGGUUUGGGCUAUUGAAGAAGUUGAUUUUAACAUAAAAGGAUUGUCCAUGGAUUGCUUUUUGCCACCCAGUGACUUAAAGAAAGAGGAAGAAGGUUGUGAUAAUGUUGUGAUUAGCAACAAUGCAAGAUUACCAUUCAAGAUUCGAUCAGCGUCUUCUAGGAUUAAUGCAUCUAAGGUUGCUGCUGUCGAUGACGUUCAUGACUCAGAUGAAAAUGAAGAUGAGGAUGACCAAUAGUAGCAAAUCUGUCUUGUUCUGUAAAUAUUCACACAACUAUAUGCAUUUUAAUAAUUUAGCAAAUCUCUUCUGUUCUUGAUCAAGCGGCCACACAAGACGAGUAAAUGGUAGAGUGUGGCAUUUUACCAUUCUCUAUUCAUUGCAUUUCGUUGGAUUGUUGGGCUUGCUUACCUGCUAAUUUUAGGAUCAUAUUUUGUUUUUGGAUUAAAUUUCAUCUUGUAAAAUUUCAGGAUAAAACUUCGCUAUUUUUAGCUUCUACA